This is a messenger RNA of Salvia splendens (bonfire salvia), 2040 nucleotides long. RefSeq lists its product as uncharacterized. The record is from RefSeq and is a predicted model, not a curated record. The transcript is spliced from 6 exons. NCBI's taxonomy places the organism in Eukaryota, Viridiplantae, Streptophyta, Magnoliopsida, Lamiales, Lamiaceae. Gene Ontology annotation, biological process: intracellular signal transduction. The coding region runs from base 44 to 1861 and encodes 605 amino acids.
UCUCCCUCUUCCAUUUCAACUCCAUUUUCACACCUCAUUCACUAUGGAAAAUCCUCUACCAAUUGCCGUCGAUUUCCCCAAUCAAAACAUCCAAAUCGAAUUUGAUGCCGACGCAAUCAAUGCGAAUUCACCUAACCCUACCGGAGACCUAUCGGAUUCACACCGGAACGGAACGAUCAUCCGGCCGCACUUGCUGCUUCCGAAGCCGGAUGCGCCGCCGGGGCUACUGAAGAAGUCGUUCUCUUUUCCGGAAAAGUUCGAUUCGCCGGCCUCCGCCAUCGGAAAAUUCUUCCGGGAGAAGAGCAACAGCGUAUCGGAGGCGCUGAAGCGCAUAUCGUCGCUGACGAAGGACGGAAACGGCGAAGAAGAAGAAGAUCUUCUGGUGAAGGAAUUCGAUCUGGUCGGAGUUAAGGUGGUGAAGAGGCUGAAGCAGGGGACGAAGGAGCUGAACGUGAGAAUCAGCUUCUUCUCGAGGUCGAAUUGCCGUGACUGCACCGCCGUGCGGUCGUUUCUGCGGGAGAGGGAUCUGAGUUACGUGGAGAUCAAUAUCGACGUGUACCCGGGGAGGGAGAGGGAGUUGAGAGAGAGGACCGGCGGCGACUCUGUGCCGCAGUUGUUCUUCAACGAGAAGUUGAUCGGAGGACUGGCGGCGCUGAACUCGCUUCGGAACGGCGGGAUGCUGGAGGCUAAAUUGGAGGAGAUUCUGGGGACGAAGUGCCCCGAUGACGCGCCGGCGCCGCCGGUGUACGGAUUCGAUGAGGAAGGCGAGGUGGCGGUGAUGGAUGAGAUGGCGGAGAUUGUGAAGGUGGUGCGGCAGAGAGUGCCGAUCCAGGAUCGCAUAACGAAGAUGAAAUUCGUGAAGAAUUGCUUCUCCGGCGCGGAGCUCGUGGAGGAGCUCAUCCACCAAUUGGAAUGCGGCCGGAAAAAGGCCGUUGAGAUAGGGAAGCAACUUGCGAGAAGACAUUUUAUUCAUCAUGUCUUCGGUGAUAAUGAAUUCGAGGAUGGAAAUCACUUCUAUCGCUUCCUAGAGCAUGAGUCCUUCAUACCAAAUUGCUACAACUUCAGAGGGGUGGUAAAUGAUUCCAAGCCCAAGGACGCGGCUGCAGUGAGCCGAAGCCUCACUUGCAUAAUGUCAGCCAUAGUCGAGUCCUACGCCUCUGAUGAUCGGCUUAAACUUGAUUACCUUGGAAUCAGCAACAGUGAAGAGUUCAGGAGAUAUGUAAAUGUGGUGGAAGAUCUACAGAGAAUAGACCUCCUUACUCUUUCCCACGAUGAGAAGCUAGCAUUCUUUUUGAAUCUGCACAACAGUAUGGCCAUUCAUGCUGUUAUCAGAAUCGGUCACCCUGGAGGAAUGAUUGACCGGAGGCCCUUCUUUUCCGAUUUCAUGUAUGUAAUUGGGGGCCACCCAUACUCUUUGAAUUCAAUCAGAAACGGCAUUCUGAGGAGCAACCGGAGACCACCAUUCUCGUUGAUAAAGCCCUUUAGCAAUGGCGACAAGCGCCUGGAGUUAAGUUUUGGCAAAGUCAUUGAACUGAUUCAUUUCGGGAUGUGGAAUGCAACGAGAGGAAGCCCACGGAUCAGGUUCUUCAGAUGCGAGGGCAUCGAAUCUGAACUGAAGAAGGCUGCAAGAGAGUAUUUUGAGAGGGAGGACGGCGUGCAGGUAGACUUAGCCAAGAGGAGAGUCUACCUCCCCCGUAUUAUCAAGUGGUACAGUGCUGAUUUCUGUCAAGAGAAACAACUGCCUAAUUGGAUCAUCAACUACUUGGAUGCAAGUAAGGCAGGUCUUUUGACGCAUCUCCUUAGUGAUGGGGGUUCUGCCAACAUAGCCUACCAGGAUUAUGAUUGGUCUCUUAACCUCUGAUCAACCCGACCAUGAUGUGUAUUCUUCUUCGACAGAAUCGAUCAGCGAAAUAUAUAUAUAUAGAUAUAGAUUUUGUGGGAUGGUUGCAUAGCAUGAUGGAUAUGGGAAUGGUGGUGUAAAUAGUUGAGAGUUUUGGUGUUAAGGAUUUAUUCCCUAACCGAAAUCAAUUCCUCCGUGAA